CAUUUCGCAGAAAAACAGGUUCCCCAAAUCCAAGAUACUGUGCUAACCUAGUAGAUACUGGCAAAGAUACAUUCUUCCACACAGAGCAUAUAUUUAAUAAAUAAACUAAGUUUAAUGUAUUUAGUGUUCAAAAUGUAAUAAUAUUAUAAAAAAAAUAAUAUUUAAUAUUAUAUUAGAGAGUGACACUCCUGAAAUAUUGCAGAAAUGUAUCACAGAAAGUUGAAAUCAGGUUAUGAUUUCUUGGAGGUAUCUUUAAAUAUGCUCAAUUAAGUGCAUUACUUUGAUUUGGUAUUCUUGUGUACCUUAUGUUCUCAACAAUAGCAAAAUGACUUAGUCAAUAGUUAAUAAGGGAAAACCGUAUAAGCGUAAAUCUAUAGAUUUACAAAAAGUAGUUAUACUUAGAGGUAUCUACAUCUUUUAAUAAUGAAAAUAUGAGUAGUAAUGAUAAAAAAGAAGACAUAGGCCUUAAAAAAAAAUAUGUCUUCUUUAAUGACCCAGAUAUUAUUGUUAAGCGUGCAGAGAAUUUGGUUAAUACACAUCUUGGAUUAAAAAAGCUUCAAAUAGAUGAUAGUAAGAAAGAUUUGAAAGAAACAUCUAAUAACACAUCGCAACUUGAUUUUAAAAAUGUAGAAAAUUUGUUGUCUUUUCAUCCUGUUCAACCAUAUCCAUUUACAUUUAUCAGUGCAGUUAAAAGAAAACUUUCUCUUGGCGACCAUCCAAAUACGCAGAAGAAAUUAUACGACUUUGGCAAUAAAACAGAAGGUGAAGUGUAUUCAAAAGAAUUAAAACUUAGCAGUAAUCAUAAUUUAUAUCAAGCGAUGCAAAAUAUGGCUUUUAGAGAGCCAAUAAAAGUACCGGAUUUAAAAAUGUCCGCUAAAACCUUAGAUUAUUCUUCUAAAGACAAUCCUACUUCGAAAGAUGUUGCUGGAAUAAAAUUGGCUGUAUCAUCCAAUGAUUUUGUGCCUGAAAGAUCAGAAAAAACAUCGAGGGAAAGAGUACAAAGAAAGCUAGACUUUUCAUUGUCUGAGGGGCCAUCUGUAGUAGCUUGCGAAAAUGUUGAACCUUUAAAAGCACCUAAUGUUUCAAUAGCUUCUAAUUUCUCUAAAAAAAAAGAGCAUGGUGUUAGAGAAAAUUCUAGGGAGAAGGAAAAUAGAUCAAAAAGAAUAAGAAAAGAUGAUUCUUCGUAUACAGAAAGCGAUGAAGUAUUGUAUUCUUCUUCAGAUUUUAGUAAAAGAUCUAAAAGCCCAAGACAUGUUUCUAGAAAAGAUAUUACAGACAAUACAAGUGGCUCUGUAUCAGUAGGGAGAGUUAAAAGUGAUCAUUUGCCUUUAUGCGUACCAAGAGAAUGUGAUUUUGUAUUGACUAAACCAAAGACUAAAAAUUUUGCAACUUCUACCACUAGAAAGGAUAGUGAUAAAAAGCAUAGAUGCUCCAAUGUACAAUCUACAAAAUUAAGAGAUACUUCUUUAGAAUGUAAAAAUAAGGCAAGUAAUAAUGAAUCUCAUUCGGAUCGCACUAUAAAACCAUCUGAAAAAAAUGUAAUAAAAGAUACACUUAAAAAUAUGGUAUUUGAUAGCAUAGAAUACAAAUGCAAAGAAGAUUUGCAGUCACUGAAACAAACUGAUGAGCACAAAUAUAAAUUGGAAAAUAAGCAAGUGAAACAACAAAAUAAAGUAUCAAAUCAAUCUGUUAACAAACAAGCAGGUAUAGGAAUUAAAGAGUAUAACAAGAGAAUAUAUAACAAAACUAAGACGUCUAUAAAUAGAAUUGAAGGAAAACAUUAUGUUACGUAUUCAGAUACCUCUGGUGAUGUUGAGAUUAUAUCUGACUCUAACAGCAGUAUAAAAAAACGCAACAAUACCUGUUCUACAGUUUUUACUGAACUAUCAAAGUAUAAAGAUACUGAUAAAUUUAAAACAAUUCAAAGUUUACAUUUGAAAAAAUCAGGAAAAGAUUAUGAACAUUCAAACUAUAAUGAAGAUUCUUCUUCUGUACAAUGUACAGACACGAGCAGCAAUAAAAAUGAGGCUUUCUCUCAAGAUGUUAAUGUAUCUAAUAAACUUCAAAGUAGUAAUAAUGAUUUAAGUAAUUUAAAUGAAAGCUUAUUACGAGAAGCCUUGCUAGACCCACGAUGGAUAACUUUUAGAGAUAGUAAUUAUACACAAGAAGAAUUCCGCGAUUUAGUUACACCUGAUAUGAAUCUUAUAUUUCGAUCGAAAAGAAAAAAACAAAUGGCACAGGGUAAUGAUGCCAAUGUUGAUGGUGCAAAAACUUCGAAGAAAAAACCAGAAACAAUUCAGCAUGGAAUAGAACUUUUACAUCCGACCGCUUUGCAUAUGCAGUUUCAAGCAGAAUUGCAUUUAUUAGAUUCGAUGAAUGAAUCAUUGAGACAAGUUAUGGAUGUGGAGAAAAGUUUUUACAAUGUAAAAAAUGAACAAGAAAAAGAAUUAAUACAGAAACAAAGUCAAGCUGCCGAUGAUUUUAUAUUACAUUUAGAUGAUAUGGGAAAAAACACUACAAUAGAUAAGAAAAAUGCUGAUAGAGUAUCACAAAUUAAUGACAAUACAAGCAUAGAAAAAGUUGUUACUGAUAAACGAAUGAUAAAUAAAAUUGAUGAAGCUUCUUCCAUCGAUGAACAAGUAUUCAUGCAGAAAGAGGAAACAGAAGAACAAAAUAAUAAUUUAAGAAAAUGGAAUAAAUCAAUCAUUGAAGUAGCAGAAGUUCAAACUCAAACAGUGAAUGAUAUUGGAACUCAAACUGACAUAUGUCCAGGCCGACGUAGUUUAACUAAUAGUUUUUUGGAAAUUCAUGAAAAUACGCAUGGACAUGAAUUAUCUUUAGAAGAUUAUGAAAUUCCAUUACUUUCUUUAGGCUCUAGAGAUCAAUUUGAAGAUUUGGAUCAAUUAGAAGAUCUUUCAUUGACUAGUAAAGUAAGAACAAUGUCAGAAAUCAGUUUACAUGAAACUACAUCUUCUAUAAAAACAGAAACUGGUACAGAAAUUAGUAUUUCUACGAGAGAUGUAACUUGUUCUUUUAACAAAAAUCUCGAUUUAGAGAUUGCUCAAUUGAUAAGAGAUGAAAAACAAAGAUAUGACAAAAUAGAAAUGUUAUUUAAAUCGCGUGAAAAAACAUUACAUGAUAGAACCAAAAAGUUAGUGAAAUUGGAAGAGCAAAAAAGAGCACUGAGGGAUACUGGUCAAGAUAGUCGUAUUAGUUCAGUUAAGAAAAAGCAAAGAGCUUUAUUAUUAAAAUUACAACAGGAGAAAGAUGAAAUGAAUAAAUUGAAAGAACUUCAUAAAAUUGCAAGUCAAGAACGUAAAGUAAUGUUACAGAAACAAAGAAAUAUGCUUAAUCCUCAAAUGUCUACGAAAAAUAUUUUAACAAAAUUAAAAAGAAGUGCUGAUAGUCACUCUCCACGUAGAUCAUGUGGACCAAUGAAAGGUUAUGAUAUUCGUAGUAACAGUUCAAUGAGUUCUUUAGUAGAUUCUGAUAAAUCUCUACAUGAUAAAUCUCUACACGAUAAAUCACAUAUAGAUUCGAAGAUACCACUAACAGAAAAUGAUUUGCAAUUUCAGAAAAUAAAUUUAUCGAGUACUGAAAAAAUAGCAAAUUUAGUAGACGAAUCUAAUAUUUCAUUAUUAAAAUAUGAUAAAUUAAACGACACUAUAGAAGAUUUAAAAUCACAAAACAAAUAUGCUGUUAAUUCUCCGAAGAGUAGUAAUAAAUUAAAAUACGAAUUGAGAUCCCGUAAAUUUGAAGAUAAAAUGCCUAAAGCAGAUAUUAUUAAAUUAAGAUCUCAUCAGCUUGAUGUUGAAUCCAAAUUGAUGCAAGGACAUUGCGUGAAUGUAGCUGGACAUGUACAUGAGAAACAAAAGACUAUUAGUUUACAAUCAUUACAAGAUUUAGAUAACUCAAUUACAGAAUAUGUUAAGUCAGAAUCUGAUACUUUAGUAGACGAAUUAUCAAAAAAAUCUAAAUCAUCACAAGUUGAUUUUCGAAGUGUAACCCCCUUAAAAGAGAAGGAACCAUUUUCCAGAGAUACUGCAGUAAAUACUGAAACGAUACAAGAACUAAUAACUUCCGUUGAACAGGAUGCUUUGUCAAAGACAUCAAAGUCUUCUCAAGUUUCUGAAGAUACUCUUCAAACUUAUUCAAGAAAUUCAAAGAAAACAGAUAAGUCAAUUUCUAGCGAUAAAGAAAUUACUAAAAAGUUUCAACAAAAUUCUGAGCUUAAGGCAAGCACUAAACGGAAAAAUUCUAAAUGUCAAAGAACAAGAUCAUCAUCGACCAUAUUGACAGAAAAUAUACUAAGAUCAAAAUCGAGUUCUCAAAUAGAAGAAUUUACAAAACACCAUAACAAACGCACAAAAAUAGAAAACGAGUUCAUUCAAUCGGAUAGAAAUGAUGAAGGCUCAAUUUUAGAUAAGCUUGAUCUUAGUACCGAUCGGACUAUUAAUCAGAAUGCUAUUGAAGUUUUAUUCAGGCAAUCGAAUGCUAUGAAGGAUAAAAAUUCUAAAUUAUUUGCCGAUAUAAUAGAUGAAAGCAAAGAAAAUAUUUCAGUAGAAAAUGUUUUUGAAAGAAGUCUUGAAAAUUAUAGCGACAACAAUUAUCCUUCUAAGGACAAAGGAAAGAACGCACAAAACUGUGGUGAUAUAUCUACAAGAUCUCAGCUUGGAACAUUUGCUAUUUCUAAUCAUAAUACUGUAGAUAAUGGAAAAGAAUAUACUAGAUCAAUAGUUAUCAGAUCACAAAAUCAUGAUUUUAAAACUUCAAAAAAGCUUGAACAAAUCUUGAAUGCAAGAGAAGCAGCACUUGUUUCACGUAGGAAUUGUGUAGAAGAGUGGAUGGCAUGGGAUGCACGAUUAAGAGCUGAAGAAGAACGUGUAGCACGGAUGGAACAAGCAGCUUAUAAGCUUGUCACUACAACUUCUGCUUUAUCUCAUCAAGAUUCCACACUCUCAUCCGAUACGAGUGACGUGGAAGGAAGAAUAGAAUUACUUACAGAAAAAUUAGCAGAGCGUAGAAUAGAAAUGUCACGUUUAAAAAAGGAAGCUAGAAAACAAACAAAACAAAAGCUAAAAGCAUUAGAAGCAAAUUUGUUAAACCAAAUUAAGAAAUAUGAUACAACUAUUCAUGAGAUGCGAAAAAAAUUGGAAUCUAGAAAGGAAACUGUGAAGGAUAAUGACAGAUUGGCUAUAGAGUCUAAAUCAUUGGCAGAAUUUAAAGUACCUGAUAUUCCACUUAAGAGAAUACAAGAAAUCUAUAAAAAAAGUGACUUAUUACGUUCAAGAUCAGAAUCUGAUUUAUUAUCAACAAAAAUUCAGCAAAAAGGCAUUAUUAAAAACAUCCAAUCUUUAGUAUAUGAGAGUAAAAGCGAAGAAACAAAUUUUUCAAAACCAUCACAAAUAAUUAAAAGGAAUAAUUUGGUGGAAUCGUCGAACACUAAAAAACAAGAUAUUCAUUAUAAUGUUCAAUCCAUAUUUGCAGAUUUGAAAGAUACAGAAUAUGAAAAACUCAGGUCUAUUUCAAUGUCAUCAACUUCCGACGAUGAUCAAGGCGAGAAAGCUACAAAUUAUAAUACCACAUUCCAUUCAAGUGGAACUCAAACUAAUCACACGCUUGUUUCUGUACCAGAAAUAUUAACAGCUGCAAUAUCAUCUGACAAUAAUUCAAGAGAUAUUAAAGAUGAAGUUAGUGUAAUAAAUACCGAUACAGAUAUUCUUACAACAUCUGAAUUAAAACAAUCCAAGAGUUAUAGGAGUGAUCAACUUGCAAUAAUAGAACCAAAAUCGGAUUUAAUUGAUGUUGAACAAGUGCCUUUAAAAAAUCUUGUGUCACAGUCCAACACAAUAGAAACAUCAAAAACAAAUAAUUCAAAGCUUAUUUCAAAUAAAUCAGAAACAUAUAUACCAAGCUCCAAUAUGGAACUUGCUACUAAUAAUGAUAGUGGAACGCUUACUUAUUCUAAAAAAUUACACUUUUUACAACUAAAUAAUAAAAAUCUAAAUGAAGAUAUUAAUUGCCUUGAAAACGAGCUUAAGGCUCUAUCAGAAAUGAUGUUACGAAUUAGUAGUUUAUCCAAUGAAAAGCAUGAUAAUGAAGAAGAAAAAAGUACCUUAAAAGAUAUAUCAGAAGUCUUUUCGAAAUCUGAGCUAAUCGACAAUAACACAUUAAUUUCUAAUAAAGAAAAAGAUAAAACAAUUCAAUCGGAUAUUACAGAUACGGAAAUUCCUAUUAAAACAGAUAUUAAUAUUGAAAUUUCAAGUCAUUCUACAGACAUUUCAAAAUUAAAACCCGCCAGUGAUCCUGCAGAUUUAACGGAAAAUGUAAGUCACGUUAUAUCUGGAUUAAUUCCGGAAGAAGAAAUAUUUUCCGAAUCAAAUCAAGAAAUAGAUUAUAAAGCGGAAAGUAAGAAGAUAUUAAAUGAAAUCGAAAAAUCUAUUAUAUCCGAGCAUGCAAAAAUAUUUGAAGGCGACACUAAUUCUUCAAUUAUACCAUUGGAAACAAAUACACAAAAUAUACAAAAACUUAAUAAAGAUUUUCCGUAUUAUCUACCUACUACAGAUAUUAAUAAAAAAUCAGAAUCACCAAUAUCCAUAGAAGAAAAUAAAAGUCUUAAUUAUGCGAAGGAUACAUCUGAAAGUAAUACUCCUUUGGACAAAGAAAUGAUUGAUGAUAAAAGUGUAGAUGUUCAACUUGUAGCACAGGAAUCAUACGGAGAAAAUCUUUCUGAAAAUAUAGAAUCAAUUUCAACGAAUAUAUCAGAACAAGGCCCAAUGACUGAAGACGACAGUUUGAAAAAAGGCAAUGAUGUAAUAGCAAAUGAAAGCAUAUUACAUUUAGAAAAUAUUUCACAAUUUAAAGAUAAUAAAGAUAGUUUACAAAUUGAAAAUAUUUCUUCCGCUGAAAAUAAUGAAAUACAUUUAUCUUCAAGAGACUUUACUAAUAAAGAAGAAAUAAAUACAGGUCAAUAUAAUAUUUCUAAUAGUAAAGACGAAGAGAAUAUAAUUUCACAAAAUGCAAAUACAUUGUCUGUGAAUUUAAUUAAACGUGAUUUCAAUGUUGAAGAAAAUCAAUCUGAAGUCAUUUCCACCGAGAAAAUGUCUGUAGAUAAAGAUGACUGGACUAUAUCUGAUUCAUUUAAUAUUGCUCACGAUGAAGAAGAAAAUGAAGGGGAACAAACAGAGAAUCGUGAAAUAGAAUCGCACAUUCAUAUUAGUUCUGAUUAUAAAAAUAUAUCGGAAGAAGAAAAUGAUGUCGUUCAAGAUUUUACAGAAAACUUAUCUGUUAGUAUAGAAGAUGAGUCUAUGCUUUUACCAAGGGCAGAAUCUACAAAUAUUGAUGCUCUUAAUUUAAAGAUUAAUGAAACUGACAUUGAAAAAACUGCUGAUGAGCUUGAUGAUAUAUUAGAUAUAAUUGCCAGAGAAAAUGAUAAAGUGUAUGAUAAAGAAGGAAAGCAAUAUGUAGGAACAGACAAAACCAAUGAAACCAUAAACGAUAUAAAAUCUAUUAAAUCAUCCAUUACUUUAGGAAAAGAAAAUGACAACAAUAAAUUGGAUGAAAUUAGCAUUCAAACGAAGAUUAUCUUAGAAACAGAUAAUAUGGAUCUUACGAUAGAAAGUCCAUUCCCAUCUAUUACAUGCGAUUCUACACUUGAUGAUAAGUUGCAGAUUCACAAAUUGUCAACAAGUGACAAUAAUACAAUUAAUAUUACUCCAUUAUAUUUAGAAUACAAUAAAAAUCGUAUUAAUGCAAGUAGUGACGCGAUAGAUAUUCCAUCCAAUAAAUUAGAUGAUGUAUCUGUGGUAAAUAUUGAAUUAAAUUUAGAAAUAGAAAGUAAAGAUACUGUCCAACAAGAAAUAGUUCAGUCACGAGAAAUAAUAAUCACAAAAUCUGAUUCAGAAAGUACUGAAGAUUUAUUACCGCAAUUAGAAAUUAGUACUAAGAUUGAAUUAUCCGAUGAAGAACUAAGUGGUAAAAAUAAUAUUCACAAUGAAAAUAAGGAAUCUCACGUAACUUAUCUUACUGCUAUCGAAAAAGAAAGUAAAUCUCCAAUAAUUGAAAAACAAAUAGAUUUAGAAUCAUUACCAGAACCAGAAAGUUCUGAGGGUGAACAACUUGAUAAUUUAGUUGAAAUUGCGGAAAGUAGUUUAGAUGUGAUAGAAAAACUUUCUGAAGCAGCAGAAAUACAUUCUAAUAAGAGUGCUAGCUUAUCAGAAAAUAAUAAACAAGAAGAUAUUGAAAGAAAUCUUUCACGAGAAAAUGAAUCUUCGAAUAAUUGUCAAUUUACGCAGGAACAAAAUACAGCUACAACAAAUGCUAUUGAUAUUAUUGCUAAAGCACAAUUUGAAGUAUUAAGAGAUCCCGAAUAUGAAGAUAUCUCUGAGGAAAGUCUUGAAGUAUCGGAAAUUCUUGAUAAAACAGAAAGUCAAAAAACACAAAGUUUACAAAAGGGAACGACGAUAUCAGAAAAUUAUCAAGCAGUGCACAAUACUGAAGUAUUAAGGAUACUAGAUGAAAUUACUCAAAAAUCAUUGCCAGAAUUGAUAAAAACUUUACAAGAAGAUAAAAAAGAAGUGCAACCAGUUGAAACAACGUCUACUAAAGAAGUGACUGAUCCAUCUUUAAUAGAUAAUGAAAAUCAAAUAAUACAAAUAGAACAAUCAACUGAUCCAAAUAUUGAGAUUAUGAAAGAUACAGUAUCAGAUAAUUCCAAAUUGACUGAAAUUGAAACUGAAGAAGUUUCUAAUAAACUGAAUGAUCUAUUAUCUCAAUCUGAAGGAAAAGACGUUAAAGUAAUAAGUGACGUAGAUCAGAGCGCGAUACAGAAACACGAAGAUGUAUCAUCUGAUUCUAGCGAGGGCGGUGAUACUCCUGUUGGUGUAUCAGAAAUAGAAAUAGAUUCACCAAGAGAUCUAAAUAACUCCAGAUUGAAUAUUGAUGCCUUGGACGAUGAUCUACUUAGUAAUACGAAUAUAGGAAAACAAGAUCAAUCAAAAACGGAUUUUCACGCAACACCUAUUGUUACUACAUCGGAAAAAGACAUAGAAGCAAUGAUCGAUAAAAUAAAAGCUUCAUUGAAACAACCAGGCUUAGAAGUUGCUGACUUGGAGGCUAAGCUACUUCGUAUACAACAACUUCAAAUUGAAUUAGAGAUCAAAAAAUUGGAAGCUGAAGAGGUAUAUUAUGUUAGAGAAAUACCGAAUAAACCUCCACCACCAUAUACACCUCCAGGAGAUAAUCGAAUUUCCAUUGCUAUUGCUUCACCUUCUCCGCCUCCUGCAGUAAUUCCUUCGAAUAUCGAAGAGUUAACAGCUUUCACGGAAAAGGCUACAGCUUUAAUAUACAAAGCUAAACAAUCCGGACAAGAUAUUAUGACUUUAGAAGCUCCUCCGGAAAUUUACGAAUUAACAAAAGAAAGUAACGAGAUCGCGAAAAAAGAUCGAAAGAUCUACAAUACAUUCCUUUUCGAUUUGUGUAAGGAAACUAUUUCGGAAGUUUAUCAAGCGGAAUAUGAGAAACCUGGUCCAAGUUGGAUGAAGCCGAAUGUAAAAACAAAGCCAGCUAUGAAAAUUCCAAAGACAGUAGAAGAGCUUCAUGAAUAUGUUAGUAAGGAAGUAGCGACAUUGUUUGGAUUCAAAACUAAAUUACAAAGGGAGAAUAUGGUAAUGCGUUGGAGUAGAAAACGUAGGGAUAGAGUCGACGAAUUAUUAGCGAGAGAGGCCCAAGCUGAAGAAGAUGAAUGGACUAAGUUUCAUCAUGAUGAGUUGGCAGUGAAAAAUGGACUCACAGUAGCCAUAUUAGAAACUUUGAUUAUGGAGACUACGAGUGUGGUUAAAGUGGCACAUGCAAAAAAAAGGAAGGUGAUGAUAUAGCUAUUAUAGUUCUAGUUAAUCAGAUAAUCAGUUGAACUCGUUAAAAAAAAAAAAGAAAUGCAAACAUACACCAUAUAUGUUCUUAUGCAGUUUAUUUUUUCUGUAAUAUUACGUUGUGUUAAAUAUUUAGCAUUGGUUAUCACUUGAUCGUUCAUGAUUAGGAGAUUUCUUUUGUUAAUUAGUGACUUCACAUAAUGCACAGGCUGGUUCCUAUUUAUUUGUAGACAGUUUAACUUUUUUUUCUUUUUUUUUUUUUUUUAGAGAAGGGCACAUACAAAUAAAUAACACAAUCUAUAGAGUGAGACUGAAAUGAUGCGUGCGUGUGAAGAAUGCUAACGUAGGCAGAAAAAAAAGGUUAAGAAAGGUGCUCAGAAGUCUCUUGAUAAUCAAAUGCCCUAGGUUUAUUUGAAUUUAUUUUUUAUCCUUAGAGUAAUCAAUAAGAGAUAUCAUGUAAAGGUAUUAUUCUAUAAUCAAUGCAUAGAUUGCAGUCCGUUGUUGUGUAGAUUGGUAUAUCGUAGUAUAUUUUGAUUUUCGUCAUUGUUUUCGUUUAAAUAAUAAUAGUUAUUAACUUUGUAAUACAAGGUAGAAUAUUAUGUACGACUGAAUUUUGACAAAAAAAAAAAUGUCAAACGUUGUAAAUAAUUCAUAUCUCGAUGAAAAAACAAUGUAGUUUUCCUUAGACGAGGUAGAAUAUAUUAUUUGAGUUUUCUCUUUGCUUAUCUUCGGAAGAAAGAGUUACUCAGGUCUUAUAUGAUGGGUUUCUUAUGAUAUAGAUAUUAUUAUUUAAUUUUAAAUAUUUAUGCGUAUUUCAAAUUAUUAAGGACAUGGGCUGCUCGUUAGACGUAGCAUCGAUUAUUAUACAAUAGAAGCUUUUAACUGGACACAAACAUAGAGCAAAUAUUUAUACGAUGUUCCAUGUUAAGCUUCUAAUUAAUGGAACUAACAAAAUUCAAAUUAAAAGACUGAUAUUUUGGGGCCAGUUUAUCAAAAUUUGUGAAUUUGCAAAAUUUAUAUGUAGACGAUGAAGAAAGUACGUUAAAUAUUGAGUACUAUAAUUGGUGCUUUAAAAGUUUUCCGUGUUAAAUGUUGACAACGAUAAGUAGCCUUUCGAAUAAUCCCUAUAACUUAGGCCCCUUUCCAAGAUAUAAAAGAAAAUGAAAGUAAGAAGGAUAGAAAACGACAUAAAUGUUACAUUUGUUUUUACCGAUCACUAACUUGCUAAUUGUUAUUUUAUCUGUAAAUUGUAUAUUCUUUAAGUAUAUCUAUAUAUUUGUAUGUUGAAUCGUGUUGACGCAAAUACGAUGACUUAAUUUUUACGUUUGUGGUUGUGAUUUAAACUUAAAAGUAGAGUGCAGUGUGUGAAAAACAUUUAUUAAGCAUUCAAAAGUUUUACAUGAGAUUAAUUUUUUUUUUUAUUAUUUUACAAUUUUUAUAUUAUUUGUAUUUUAUGAAUAAGACGAAAGAGAGGAAAUGUUUUGUUAAACGUUCAAACUUUAAAUUAAGUUUUUUUUUUAUCAAUAUUUAGAUAUUAAAGUUCUUGUUUUUUUUUUUAUUUGUUUUUAAGAAUGUGUUUAUUUUUCUUUUUUUUUUUUAGUUUCUUUUCAAUAUCUAUAUGUUGUUACAACCGGAUUCUUCGUUCAUUAACGAGUAUCACUGUGAAUUUAAUUAUGUAUGUAGUUGUUACGAUUAGAAGUUGUUCACGUACGUAGAGUUGGAUAUGUACUUAACCAAUCCAUAAUAUAUUUUAUAAUAAAUUUUGUCCAAAUAAUUUGCGUAAAGUAUUGCGUGUUAAUUAAUAUUUCUUCAACCUGUAAGGAAGAA
This is a messenger RNA of Polistes canadensis, 11696 nucleotides long. RefSeq names its product centrosome-associated protein 350-like. Gene Ontology annotation, cellular component: centrosome. Gene Ontology annotation, biological process: microtubule anchoring. The record is from RefSeq and is a predicted model, not a curated record. Gene Ontology annotation, molecular function: microtubule binding. NCBI's taxonomy places the organism in Eukaryota, Metazoa, Arthropoda, Insecta, Hymenoptera, Vespidae. Bases 432 to 9875 code for a protein of 3147 amino acids. The transcript is spliced from 13 exons.